AUGAUGAUGCCUUUAAUGUUUUAGCCUUCGGUAAUGCAAAAACCGUGAGAAACGACAACUCCUCCCGUUUCGGCAAAUACAUCGAUAUUCAUUUCAACGAACAAGGCGUAAUAGAAGGGGCAAAGAUAGAGCAAUAUCUUUUAGAAAAGUCACGAAUUGUAUCCCAAAGCUUGGAUGAAAGGAAUUAUCACAUUUUCUAUUGUAUGCUAGCUGGCCUUUCUAAGGAUGAGAAACAAAAGCUCGAGUUGGAAGAUGCCUCUACAUACAAAUAUCUCAUAGGAGUAAGUGGUGGCGGUAUUACUUGCGAAGGACGCGACGAUGCGGCCGAAUUCGCCGAUAUAAGAUCAGCUAUGAAGGUUUUAUUGUUCUCUGACGUAGAAAUCUGGGAAGUGCUUAAAUUGCUCGCGGCUUUAUUACAUAUGGGCAACAUAAAGUACAGAGCCACUGUUAUAGAUAAUUUAGACGCUACAGAAAUUCCAGAGCAAACGAAUGUACAAAGGGUAGCGUACUUACUGGGAGUGCCGGUACAAUCCUUGAUAGAUGCCCUCACCCGCAGGACUAUAUUUGCACACGGUGAGACAGUAGUUUCCACGUUGUCGAGAGAUCAAUCAGUCGACAUCAGAGACGCAUUUGUAAAGGGUAUAUACGGUCGAUUAUUCAUACACAUUGUAAAGAAAAUUAACGAGGCCAUAUACAGGCCGAAGAAUAAUUCCCGCAGUGCUAUAGGCGUAUUGGACAUUUUCGGUUUCGAAAACUUCAAUCACAACAGCUUCGAACAGUUCUGUAUUAAUUAUGCCAACGAAAACCUCCAACAAUUUUUCGUUCAGCAUAUAUUCAAGCUGGAGCAAGAGGAGUACAAUCAUGAGGGCAUCAAUUGGCAGCAUAUAGAGUUUGUCGAUAAUCAGGACGCUUUAGACUUGAUAGCUAUCAAACAACUCAACAUUAUGGCGCUUAUUGACGAAGAAUCAAAAUUUCCAAAAGGCACGGAUCAAACCAUGUUGGCCAAAAUCCAUAAGACUCACGGUAGUCAUAGGAAUUACUUGAAACCUAAAUCGGAUAUUAACACGUCUUUCGGCUUAAAUCACUUCGCAGGCGUCGUCUUUUAUGACACAAGAAGUUUCUUAGAGAAGAACAGAGAUACAUUUAGUGCGGACUUGUUACAACUUAUUCAUAUAUCGUCGAAUAAAUUUCUCCAAGUUUGCUUCGUCGAAGACAUUGGCAUGGGAUCGGAAACCAGGAAGAGAGCUCCCACAUUGUCGACACAAUUUAAGAAAUCGUUGGAUUCGCUCAUGAAAACUCUGUGUAGUUGUCAACCAUUCUUCAUAAGAUGUAUCAAACCAAACGAAUAUAAAAAACCGAUGAUGUUUGACCGAGGACUCUGCUGCCGACAAUUAAGAUAUUCCGGUAUGAUGGAGACUAUCAGAAUUCGUCGAGCUGGUUACCCUAUCCGUCAUUCUUUCCAUGAGUUUGUGGAAAGAUAUCGAUUUCUUAUUUCGGGCAUUCCACCUGCGCACAAGGUGGAUUGCCGCACGGCGACUUCGAAAAUCUGCCAUGCGGUAUUGGGUCGAUCGGAUUAUCAGCUUGGACAUACCAAGGUCUUUCUCAAAGAUGCUCACGAUCUGUUCUUGGAGCAGGAACGUGAUCGCGUGUUGACGCGCAAAAUCCUGAUAUUACAGCGCAAUAUCCGCGGUUGGGUUUACAGGAGAAGAUUCCUCAGAAUGAGGACGGCGGUGAUGAUUGUACAAAAGUAUUGGCGGGGUUACGCGCAGCGUCAGCGAUACAAGCGUAUGCGAAUCGGUUACAUGCGAUUGCAGGCGCUCAUCAGAUCGCGGGUGCUGUCGCACAGAUUUAGACACCUGCGCGGUCAUAUCGUCGCACUUCAGGCAAGAGCCCGCGGUCACCUGGUACGCAAGAUGUUUCGAAAAAAACUGUGGGCCAUAGUGAAGAUACAGGCACACGUAAGGAGGCUGAUCGCGCAGAGACGAUAUAAGAAGAUCAAAUACGAGUAUCGAUUGCAUGUGGAAGCAUUACGACUGCGAAAAAAAGAAGAACGUGAACUAAAAGAUCAAGGCAAUAAACGAGCCAAAGAGAUUGCAGAACAAAACUACAGGGAACGUAUGCAAGAACUGGAAAGAAAAGAGAUUGAGAUGGAGCUAGAGGACAGGCGACGAAUGGAAAUUAAAAAUUUGAUAAACGAUGCGGCCAAAAAACAAGACGAGCCAGUCGAUGAUAGUAAAUUGGUUGAAGCCAUGUUCGAUUUCUUGCCAGAUUCCAGCAGUGAAGCUCCAACACCAGCGAGGGAAACGUCUGUAUUUAAUGAUCUUCCUGUACCGAAAGCCGAUCAACACCAAGAGAUAAUUAGCCCGAUUCAAAUGGCCUCCGAGGACGAAGAGGAUUUAUCGGAAUUCAAGUUUCAAAAAUUCGCGGCCACAUAUUUCCAAGGAAACAUCACGCAUCAAUACUCUAGAAAACCGCUCAAGCAUCCAUUAUUGCCGUUACACACACAAGGUGACCAAUUGGCUGCUCAGGCUCUGUGGAUAACUAUACUUCGGUUUACGGGCGAUUUACCCGAACCGCGUUUCCAUACAAUGGACAGAGACACAACUUCAGUAAUGUCAAAAGUAACGGCGACGCUUGGACGGAAUUUUAUAAGAAGUAAAGAAUUUCAAGAAGCUCAGAUGAUGGGCAUGGAUCCUGAAACAUUUCUCAAGCAGAAACCGCGUUCAAUCAGGCACAAGUUAGUAUCGUUAACUCUGAAGCGAAAAAACAAGCUAGGCGAGGAUGUGCGAAGAAGAUUGCAAGAGGACGAGUACACUGCCGACAGCUAUCAAUCCUGGUUAGAGGCUAGACCUACAUCAAACCUCGAAAAAUUACACUUUAUCAUCGGCCAUGGUAUAUUGCGCGCCGAAUUACGAGAUGAGAUAUAUUGCCAAAUCUGCAAGCAAUUGACCAACAACCCAUCAAAAUCAUCACAUGCGCGAGGAUGGAUCCUACUAUCUCUCUGCGUCGGUUGUUUCGCGCCCUCUGAAAAGUUUGUCAAUUACCUACGAGCCUUUAUCAGGGAGGGACCGCCUGGUUAUGCGCCCUAUUGUGAGGACAGACUCAAGAGAACUUUCAACAACGGCACUCGCAAUCAACCUCCGAGCUGGCUGGAACUUCAAGCUACGAAGUCAAAAAAACCAAUUAUGCUGCCAAUUACCUUUAUGGAUGGCAACACAAAAACCUUGCUAGCCGACUCGGCCACCACGGCUAGAGAAUUGUGUAAUCAAUUGUCCGACAAGAUUUCGCUGAGGGACCAAUUUGGCUUCUCUCUAUAUAUCGCCUUGUUCGACAAGGUAUCGUCUUUGGGCAGUGGCGGUGAUCACGUGAUGGACGCAAUCUCGCAGUGCGAGCAAUAUGCUAAGGAGCAAGGCGCACAGGAACGGAAUGCACCAUGGAGGUUGUUCUUCAGGAAGGAGAUUUUCGCGCCUUGGCAUGAGCCGACCGAGGAUCAAGUGGCCACCAAUUUGAUCUAUCAACAAGUAGUACGCGGCGUCAAAUUCGGCGAGUAUCGGUGCGAUAAGGAGGAGGAUCUAGCGAUGAUUGCGGCGCAGCAAUAUUAUAUAGAAUACCACACCGAUAUGAAUGUUGACAGACUGUAUACCCUUUUGCCGAAUUAUAUACCAGAUUAUUGUCUGACGGGGGUCGAUAAAGCGAUCGAUCGUUGGGGACACCUUGUCUUACAAGCGUAUAAAAAAAGUUACUACUUGAAAGAGAAAGUACCAGCACUACGCGUUAAAGAGGACAUAGUCGGAUACGCAAAGUUCAAAUGGCCCUUGUUAUUUUCUCGUUUUUACGAAGCUUAUAGAAAUUCCGGUCCGAACUUACCGAAGAACGACGUUAUCAUAGCCGUCAAUUGGACCGGAGUGUAUGUUGUCGAUGAUCAGGAGCAAGUGCUUCUCGAGUUAUCCUUCCCCGAAAUUACCACCGUAUCUAGUCAAAAAACAAAUAAGAUGUUCACACAAACGUUCAGUUUAUCGACGGUACGGGGAGAAGAAUUCACAUUCCAAAGCCCAAAUGCGGAGGAUAUUCGUGAUCUGGUAGUAUAUUUCUUAGAAGGACUAAAGAAGCGCAGCAAGUUUGUUAUAGCCUUGCAAGAUUACAAAGCACCCGGCGAGGGCACGUCGUUUUUGAAUUUUCAAAAGGGCGAUCUCAUUGUCCUCGAAGACGAGAGCACCGGCGAAACAGUGCUUAAUUCGGGAUGGUACGUCGGAAUUUGUGAGAGGACUGGCGAGAAGGGCGAUUUCCCGGCUGAGACGGUUUACAUUCUACCUUCCUUGACGAAACCACCAAAUGAUAUAUUGGCCUUAUUCAGUAUAGAAGGUACAGAAAAUAGUCGCAGGCUCUAUCCGCAGCAAAUUAAUGGUGUGGAUUCUCGCGAUAAACCUCACACUCUUCUAGAAUACGCAAUCGAUCAUUUCCGAACACCACCAAAAAGGACAAUGUCUAAGACGUUGACUUUGACAUCCGCGCGACGUGGUCAUACGGAUGAAUUAUGGCAUCACUCUAGAGAACCGAUAAAGCAACCCCUUCUGAAGAAACUUGUGUCCAAGGAAGAAUUGGCCGAAGAAGCGUGCUUCGCUUUCAAUGCCAUUCUAAAGUAUAUGGGCGAUUUGCCCACGAAACGACCGCGCAUUGGCAACGAGUACACCGAUCUGAUUUUUGACGGGCCGUUGAAAAAUGAAAUUUUACGAGACGAGAUUUAUUGUCAGAUUAUGAAACAACUCACCGAUAAUCGAAACAGAUUGAGCGAAGAGCGAGGAUGGGAAUUAAUGUGGCUCGCUACUGGCUUAUUCACUUGUAGUCAAAGUCUCUUGAAGGAAUUAACUCUAUUUCUGCGUACAAGACGCCAUCCCAUAUCGCAGGACUCCUUACAAAGAUUGCAAAAAACGUUACGCAAUGGUCAACGAAAGUAUCCACCGCAUCAAGUGGAAGUGGAAGCUAUUCAGCACAAAACUACACAAAUAUUUCACAAGGUUUAUUUCCCUGACGAUACGGACGAGGCGUUUGAAGUUGAUUCGUCUACCAGAGCGAAAGAUUUUUGUCAGAAUAUUGCGCAAAGACUUAAUCUACGAUCUGCUGAGGGUUUUAGUCUAUUUGUCAAGAUCGCUGAUAAGGUUAUUUCUGUCCCGGAAGGCGAUUUCUUUUUCGAUUUCGUACGACAUUUAACGGAUUGGAUCAGGAAAGCUAGACCAUCGCGAGAUGGAGUGUCACCACAGUUUACCUACCAAGUCUUCUUUAUGAAGAAACUUUGGACAAAUACAGUUCCUGGUAAAGACAGAAACGCUGAUUUGAUUUUCCAUUUUCAUCAAGAACUUCCCAAGUUACUGAGAGGCUAUCAUAAAUGUACGAAAGAAGAAGCAUCGAGAUUGGCGGCUUUAGUGUAUAGAGUACGAUUCGGCGAAAGCAAGCAAGAAUUACAAGCAAUUCCACAAAUGCUACGAGAACUCAUCCCGGGUGAUUUGAUCAAGAUACAAAGUGCUAAUGAUUGGAAAAGAUCGAUAAUCGCAGCCUAUAAUCAAGAUGCUGGCAUGAGUCCGGAAGAUGCGAAAAUUACAUUUCUGAAGAUCGUAUAUCGAUGGCCGACGUUCGGUUCCGCGUUCUUCGAAGUAAAACAAAGCACGGAACCGAAUUAUCCCGAGUUGUUAUUAAUCGCCAUUAAUAAACAUGGUGUGAGCCUCAUACAUCCUCAAUCAAAGGACAUACUUAUUACGCAUCCUUUUACAAGAAUCUCUAAUUGGUCAUCCGGCAAUACCUAUUUCCAUAUGACAAUAGGAAACCUCGUGCGUGGCUCGAAACUCUUAUGCGAAACCUCACUGGGUUACAAGAUGGAUGAUCUCUUGACCUCAUAUAUUUCGCUAAUGCUCACAAAUAUGAAUAAGCAACGCACGAUACGAAUCAAAUAGUAACAAAAGUUACAAUUCAAUGAAAUACAAAUCUACAAUGCGACCGCGACUGAACGGCGCAGAUAUAUUUUGCAAGGUGCUAAUGUUAAAAUCGCUCAACUUUCUCAGUUUGGUUUUUUAGCGAGCACAUGCACAUCGAUUUAAGAUUAUUUCAUAUUACGACAAACUCCGUUCGUAACAUCGUUUUACCUUUCUUCGUAGAUUUAUCUCCAACUGAUUGACGAAAAAUAACUUAGAUUUAUGAUUUACAUAUUUAAUAUGUUUAUCAUCGUUCAUAUUACGUUAUACAAGAUGUAAGAAUUCUGUGCAGGUAACUUUAAAAAAUUACAUAAUGCUACAGUUUAUAUUAUAAAAUAUAGUGUAUUGUAUUUUAUUAUUUUUGCAUAUCUAUACCUGUUAAUUUAUAUAAUUCAUAAAAAUUCAUAAAAGAAAAAUAACAAUUUAUAUGUACACAAGUUGUUAGAUUUGUACAUGAUUUACUUACGAUUAAGAAUUUUUCAUCACUUUGUAUAAAAUAUUAUUCCUUUUAUCGCCUCGUUAAUCAUCAUUGGCAAAUCUGGGGCUGAAAUCCAUAUUGUCAUAUUAUUAUCUCCGAGCGAUUAUAUACACCGUGUGUACAUCAGUGUAACAUGGGCAUAAUAGUGGCUAUGCAUAAUUUUGUAUUUGAGAGAAAUGCAUUUGUAAUAGUUCUGCAAAUCAAUAGGCAAUGGCGAAUAGUCAGAAUGUUAUCCGUCCAACAAGUCCAUUUGUACAUGCCGUAAGUCAAAUUUUGGGAAAUCACGAAUUCUCGCAUGUAAUAAGGGUACGAAAUAAUUCGAUAUAAAAAUCAAAUUCUCAAAAUUUGCCUUGCUACAUCUACAGAGUAUAAUUUCGAAAUAAACGCCUCACGUAAGAAUGUAAUUACUAUUAAUUCGCUUUUAUAAUUGUGAAUAAAGACGACUAUAUUUUCCACGCGCAAA
Molecule: messenger RNA, 6904 nt
Organism: Pogonomyrmex barbatus (red harvester ant)
Lineage: Eukaryota; Metazoa; Arthropoda; Insecta; Hymenoptera; Formicidae
Gene: ck
Product: unconventional myosin-VIIa ck
Cellular component (GO): cytoskeleton; myosin complex
Molecular function (GO): ATP binding; protein binding; cytoskeletal motor activity
Source: RefSeq, a predicted model, not a curated record